Molecule: messenger RNA, 1041 nt
Organism: Entrophospora sp. SA101
Lineage: Eukaryota; Fungi; Glomeromycota; Glomeromycetes; Entrophosporales; Entrophosporaceae
Source: the annotation of a GenBank genome assembly
AUGAUUAAUUUAAUUGAAGCUAAAGUUAUUACUAGUGAUGAUGAAUCAUUAAAAAACAAAGAGUUAUUGACCUACAACAACAAUAGCUCAAGUGACCACGUUGCAGGAGGAUGUCCACCUCCAAUGAUAUUGGACAUAAAUAUAAAUUAUAACUACAACGGCAGCAGUGAAUAUGAAGAUAUUGGAAAAAUAUGUUUACCGAAUGGAUGUUGUCUGCCAUUGUUGAGCUAUUUGCUGUUGCCUAAUAAACGGGAUCACUCGGGAAUAACAGUGUUAUUCUUUCAUACGAGCCUAUUAGUGUUUCUUGGAAUUAUUUCGAUUCAUACGAAAAGCAAUAAGGAUGCCAUGUGUCAUGACGAUGUCACUAGAUCCACCAUUGUUAAUGACCCUGUUUUUUGUGGAUUGCAAGCAGUUUGGAAAUCGAAUUUUGUAAAAAAAUAUUACAACUAUUUUAUAAUACAAAUUUUCACCACAGCAGUCAUAUUCACAUUAUUGCCAGGUAUAUCGAAACAAAUUGAUUAUGAAUUUGGACCUGCUUGUAUGCUAUAUUGGAUAAGUUCAAGAGCAAUUAUCACUAGUACAUUUCCAUUUAAACCAUCCAAUAACAAAAGGAUGAGGGCUCAAGAUCUUUUAACAGUUUUAAAGAUGCAAUGGCGUGUUUUAAUGUUGGCUGUAAUAUAUCUUUUAGCUUUUAUACUCUAUCAGUUAUUCAUAGUUCUUGAGGCGUCGAAAUUAGAUGCGUUGAAAUCACCGAUUGAUGAAAGACCUGAAUGGAUAUCGAAAUGGUUUGAUUGUAUAGUUGAUGGAAAUGGCCAAGACGUGUGUUCACAAUAUUCAAUUCCCAACAUACCAAGCAUUAAUACAUAUGUAAUGGCAGAAGGUGUCAUUGCAUCAUUGGGCAUUUUGAUGUUUAUAAUAUUUGGCACUUCAAAGAAUUUAUGGAUGGAAUGGAAGGAUUUGUUGACUAAGGGAUUUAAUUUUAAAAAAAGUGAUGUAAUGAGUUUCUAUGACACAGAACAUAGCCAGCAUGAAGAAAGUUGA